This is a messenger RNA of Fundulus heteroclitus (mummichog), 4494 nucleotides long. It is a transcript of the gene lrpprc, whose product is annotated as leucine-rich pentatricopeptide repeat containing. Bases 36 to 4301 code for a protein of 1421 amino acids. The record is from RefSeq and is a predicted model, not a curated record. NCBI's taxonomy places the organism in Eukaryota, Metazoa, Chordata, Actinopteri, Cyprinodontiformes, Fundulidae. Gene Ontology annotation, molecular function: protein binding. The transcript is spliced from 38 exons.
GGUGUGGAAGUUCCUUUCACGUUGUAUCCGAAAACAUGGCCGCGCUCUUGAGAUCAGCCCGGUUACUCAAGUUUUCGCCCUCAGCUUUGCUCCAGAUCCCCGGGAGCAGAAGAAGCGGGGCGCCGCUCGGCCGGUUGUACAGCGGAGCCGUCGGCGGGAGAAGGACCGGCGUCUGCUGCAGACAGGUCGGCCCUGUUUGUGACAGCGUGAGCAGGUGCGUGUGGCCCUACGCCGCCGGCUGUGUGCGUAACUAUGCUGUGGCCACCGAGCAGAGGGACGAGACCAGCGUGGCGGUGCGGUCCAAGCAGGCGCAGCAGUUCGACUGGGCCCUCACCAAACUGGACAGCUCAGUGAGGAGGACGGGACGCAUCACCAAGACCUUGUUUCUGCGCAUCUUCCACGAUAUCUGCAGGGCAGGUUACCCCAGUGGGAACCAGGCCUUGCUGCUGCUGCGUAGCUGUGGCUCCUUGCUGCCGGAGGUGCCAGUAGAGGAGCGAAACGAGCUGGCGCACAGAGUGUGGGAUAAGCUGCAGGAGCUGGGUGCACAAUAUGACGUUAGUCACUACAACGCCAUGCUGAAGGUUUACCUGCAGAAUGAAUACAAGUUCUCCCCCACUGACUUCCUGGCUAAAAUGGAAGCGGCCAACGUCCAGCCCAACAGAGUCACCUACCAGAGACUGAUAGCAGCUUACUGCCAAAAUGGAGACAUCGAGGGAGCCAGCACCAUCUUGGGUUUCAUGAAGAGCAAAGAUUUGCCCAUCACAGAAGCUGUUUUCAGCUCUCUGGUGACGGGACAUGCACGCGCAGGUGAUAUUGAGAGUGCCGUGAACAUCUUGUCUGUGAUGCGGGGAGCAGGAGUUGAACCAAGCCCUGACACUUAUGUGACGCUGCUGAACGCGUAUGCUGAGAAGGGAGAUCUGGAGAGUAUGAAGAAGACUCUGGAGGAGGCAGAGAGUGCAGACUGCAGCCUGAUGGACAGAGACAUCAUGCAGGUCAUCUUCACUCUGGCCAAAGCCGGACAACAACAACACAUACCAGAAAUGAUCGAACGCCUGAGGCUUGAGAGGGGCUACAUACCAGAUGCCAUGAACUUGUGUCUGAGCCUCGUCACCCAUGGACAAGAAGACGUAGCUUUUAACCUCCUGAAGACGUUCCCUACUUCACAGUCAGAUAACGGUGACCUGUCUAACCUUGGCAACUUCUUCCUCAGACACUGCGUGAACAUUGGCACGUCCCUGGAGAAGAUUCUCCGCUUCUGCAAAGAGCUUCAGGAGUUGAACCUUCACACUGCACCACUAACCUUCACUCUCUCCUGUGCCCUGGAGGCCAAAAAACUCGAAACAUCUUUGGAGCUUAUGAAGUUACUGAAGGAGCAGAACUUACCUGUUAGACCACAUUACUUCUGGCCUCUUCUUACUCAGCCUGUGAAGGAGAACAACGUAGCCGGCGUGGUGGAGGUGAUGCGAGGCAUGGAGCAGCUCGGGGUCUCCCCCGACCUUGAGACGUUAUCCACCUAUAUCCUCCCCGUGUUCCCCAGCGUAGAGGCCGCACGCCAAGCCCUCCAGGAUUCAGGCCUCUCUGUGGACUCCGAGGCCUUUAUGUGCACAGAAGUUCGCUUGUUGGCUGCCACAGACCUGGCCAAAGUCUACGCUCUACUGUCGGAUCCCUCUUUCCCACCACUGGACCUCAGCUUUUUCCGCAGCAGCCUCAUCCAAGGCUUCAAAACGUCCUCUGAGGUGGAGCUCAUGGGGAAGAUUACCGAGCUGCUGUACAAAGAUGAGCGCUUCUCCACGGGAAACUCUAACCCUACUGAGGCCACGGCCUACUUCCUCUACAACCUGUUCGACAGCAUGUCGGCGGCGCAGGUCCAGGCGCAGGAAGGCAAGCUGAGGAGUUUCAUCAAUCAGCUGCAGACCCGGAACAUUACAGUUUCUGUAAACAUCUAUCGAGGAAUCAGAAAUCUUCUGGAGUCCUACCACUGCCCCGAUCUCACUACGGAUGUGAUCACUUUGGUUGAUCCUAAGGACAGAGACCUGGUGGGUUCUGCUCUUCGGGCCUCUGGAGGUGAGAACAGAGUUCUGGCUCUCGAGAAUAAAUUGGCCGAGCUGAAGGCGGAGAACAAACCACUGGGCUCCAUCCUUAAACAGGCCAUCCAGGCUCUGAGUGCCGAAGAGAACCUGCAGCGCGCCCUUGAGCUGAAGCAGCAGCACGAACGGGACAUGACAGCCGGCGCUUACGCCACUCUCAUCCACCUGUGCUGCCGCCACAACAACGUGGAGGAGGCGCUCAACCUGAAGAGGGAGAUGAGUCGUAAGGACUCUUCGGUUGCAUUGGAUGCCAACAAAUACAUCGUGCUGAUCAAGGCGCUCUCUGUGAAUGACAAAGUUGAAGAGGCAGUGGACAUCCUGAAGGAGAUGAAGGAGAAGAACGUGGUGCUGAACGACAACCACCUCACCUCCCUCUUCCACAUGCUCAGCGCCGUCGUGGCCACGGGCGGCGUCGCCACUGUCCGCCGGCUGCAGGACACCAUCUUUUCCCUUGGGUUGGCCAAGCCCACCGCCAAUCUCUGCUCGCCUGUGGUCUCCGCUUACUUGGACAGCAAAGACGUGUCUGGAGCUCUGGAUGCGGCGCUGGAGUUUCAGAAACUCUACAACCACCUGCCGCGCAUCCAUGACAUCAUUGUUGCUCUGGUGGAGAAAGGAGACGCCGAGUUGCUGCAAAAAGCCAUGGACUUUUUCAGCCAGGGAAGAGGAGAGAUGAUGAUGCUUUAUGAUCUGUUCUUCGCGUUCCUGCAGACGGGCCGCUACCGGGAAGCUCGUAAGAUAAUAGAGACCCCUGGGCUGAGGGCGAAACCUGGACGCCUGCAGUGGUUUGGAGAGAAAUGCAUUCUCUCUAACCAGAUGGAGGCCUUGGAGCAGAUGGUGGAAAUCACAGCCAAGCUGUUUGAGUGCGACAGAGAUGAGAUGUACAGCUACCUCCUGAGGCUCUGCAAGGAAACCAAUGACUGGAAGAAGGCAGAAGCCGUAUGGACGAAGAUGCAGGAAGAGAACGUGAUUCCCAGGGAGAGGACCCUGCGUUUGCUGGCAGACAUCCUGAAGAGUAACGGCCAGAAGGUGCCCUUUGAGGUGCCUGAGACGUGGUACGAACAACCCAGCCGCCCUACACAGCAGGUCAAGUCACCGCCGGCCCCCCCGUCAGCUGAAAGUGGUGCUGAUUACCAGGGCCGUCUGCUGGCCCUCUGUAAGAAGGCUAAAGCCAAAGAAGCGCUGGAGAUGCUGAAGUAUCUGGAUAAAAAGGGCGUGGCCAUCGGCCCUCUUCCCUACGACCACGUGAUCCGGGCUCUGUUGGCGCAGGGACUCUUUGAGGACGCUAUGGGGGUCAAGAAAAUGGCAGAGUCUCGUUUGCCGAGCUUCAAGUUGAGUGACAUCGCCAGCAGUCUGCUCAUCAUCACACACAGCAAAAGAGGCCAGCCUAAAGAGGCUCUGGAGAGCCUGAAGGCUAUGCUUCAGCUGGAUCACGUGCCCUCCACUCUGGCCAUCACCAAGCUGGUCCAGGCCUUCGGUAACCAUGGCGACGUGGCAGGGAUCCAGGAAGUGGAGUCGGUGGUGAAGAGCCUCGGCACAAACCUGAACCUGUCCAGCAUGGUGUUCGUCAACAACACAGCGAUAGCUCACAUCAAUAACGGCGACGUGGAGUCGGCGGUGGAGUUGUACGAUGAAAUCUACACGGGUCCAAACGGCUCCAACCUCAGCAUGUCCUUCGUCUUCAGAAAGGUCCUGGAGGCUGGAAACGACAAAGCUCUGGACAAACUGAGUGCGAUGGCAGAGCGGGUAGCCAACCACUUUGCCUGCUACAGACCCGCCUUAGAUCUCUUCCUGCAGCUGCUGGAUAUGGACAAAGUGGAUGAUGCCAAAUUCAUGCUGGCUCGCUGCAACGCUCUGGCUGAACAGAAGGAGGCGCUGCUGUCCUUCGUGUCCCAGAAGGCUCAGCGUCCUGGACAGAUUGGGAAGAUCAACAACCUGCUGAGCCUGGUGCCAGACUUCACUGAGAAGGAGUUCCUCUACACGUACCUGAUGAAGUGUCACGUUUUGGAUAAGGACCUGCCGUCGGCCAAGGCUCUGUACGAACAGAUGACGAAAGAGGGGAUUGUUGUCGACGAGCUGUCUCUCAAACGGCUGGCUGGGCUUUACCGCAGUCAUGGAGAGACCGCGCCCUUCACUGAGCCCCCGGAGUCCUUUAGGUUUUACGCAGAGAAGUUGAAAGAGAAAGCCUCCAAGUUACAGGCACCAGCUGAGGAAUAAAAGCCGUCGCCGUCUCCUCAUAUCUUCAAGCAAAUCCCACCGUUUAGUUGUCUUCUUUUCUUGUUUUUUUAUAAGUUGUUGAAGCAAAAAUGUGAAAUAUUGUGUUGUAACAUUCUGUUUUAGCCUCUGUCCACUGUAAUGGCGAUAAUGUACAGAAGUAUUUAUGCAAAUAAAUGAUUGGGGUUGAACGGAG